This is a messenger RNA of Heteronotia binoei (common prickly gecko), 2718 nucleotides long. RefSeq names its product centrosomal protein 63 (gene CEP63). Gene Ontology annotation, biological process: de novo centriole assembly involved in multi-ciliated epithelial cell differentiation; centriole replication. Lineage: Eukaryota; Metazoa; Chordata; Lepidosauria; Squamata; Gekkonidae. The record is from RefSeq and is a predicted model, not a curated record. The transcript is spliced from 16 exons. Bases 246 to 2366 code for a protein of 706 amino acids. Gene Ontology annotation, cellular component: centriole.
CAGGGAACAGCUAUUCCGCCCUCCCCACCCCCGCGCCGCCAGCGCCUCUAGUAAGCGCAGGAUCUGACGUCAUAAUUGGCUCCGUUAAGCGACGUAAACCAUAGAGAUGACCCUGAAGCAGAAAAGGCGGAUGUUUCAAGUCGUCUGAAAACCUUUCGGGUCCGAGGCUGUGAGCCGAGAAGAGGCUGGAAGGUCACCUACAGUAGUUCUGUCUCUGAAGCUGCCGAAAAGGAUAUGAUGUCAGAAUGGAGGCUUUGCUAGAAAGAAUGCAAAGGCGAAGACAAGGCGGUGGCUUCCUGACGUCAUGUGAGGCUGAACUGCAAGAACUGAUGAAGCAGAUAGACAUUAUGGUGGCUCAUAAGAGAUCUGAAUGGGAAAGCAAAACGCAGGCACUUGAGUCUUGCCUGGACAUUCGAGAGCAAGAGCUGUCCUCUCUUCGGAAUCUGGUGGACAUGAAGCACAAAGAGAUUGAGAGAUUGCGCCAGAAACUGGAAGAGAUGGAACAGCUUAGUCAGGAUGUGACUAUGAAAUAUGAACAACAGUUAAAGCUGGUUCAGGAAGAGCUCACGAGACUGAAAAGAAGUUAUGAGAAACUGCAGAAGAAACAAUUGAAAGAAGCUAGACAAGCUUCCAAAAGUCAUUGUGAGGAUUUCGAGAAGUCUGAAAUAGCCAUCCUGACCAGGAAACUAGAGGAGUUCCGCCAGAAAUCUCUAGAUUGGGAGAAACAGCGUUUGCAUUACCAGCAGCAAGUGGCAUCGUUGGAAACACAGAGGAAGGCAUUGGCUGAGCAGUCUGAGCUCAUUCAGUCUCAACUCUGCAAUCGGAAACAAACAUUUGAAUCUGAAGAGCUGGCAAGCCAGUCUGAAAUCCAUCAUUUAAUGAAUAAACUGGAAAGAGCCAAUGACACUAUCUGUGCUAAUGAAUUGGAAAUAGAGAGGAUGAAUAUAAGAGUGGAUGAUUUGAAUGAUGUCAACCAGAAGAUACUAGAGGAACAACAAAGACUUCAAGAUGAGCUAAGACUUUCUCAGAACUCACUGGAGGUUUUACAUGAGGAGAAGAUGGAACUUAGGGCCACACUUCUGUCUCAGGAGGAUUUUGUCAACACCUUAAAGAUUCAGCUUGAACAGUUGCAGGAGGAGAUAUCCAGGCUGACUGAAACCUUGCACCACAAAGAAGCUGUUAUCAGGUCACUGGAAGAGUGCCUGCAGAACAGUGAGGGACCACAAGAAAUCAACUAUGAUGGGCCAGAGUUGGAGCACGUACUCCUGCAGCUAGAUCAUGAACAUAAGAACAAAGCCAUUCUACAAGCUGAGGUGACUCACCUUGAGGGCAGUCUAGGAUCUGCAAAUGCAAAGUGCAUCCAGUUGAGUGAAGAGUUGACUGAGAAGUGCCUUGAGCUGCAGUUGACGAAAGAGUGCCUGUCCCAGGCCAGGACUGAGAUUAAUAAGUUGAAGGAGCAGUUGUCCCACAUGGAACAAAGUCACAGUGGUGAAUUGGAAGGAAUGAAGCAGGAGGUCUCCCAGCUAACGCAGCAGCUACACCAUCGUGACAUCACAAUUGCCUCAGCAAAUGGUUCUUCCUUGAACCUGAGUCAGCAGCUAAGACUGGAGAUUGAAAAAGCAGAACGAAAGGCAGUGGAACACAGGGCUGUCCUGUCUCAGCUGGAAGCUCUCAGACAAGAAAAUCACCAUCUCUCAGAAAUGCUGCAGAAGGUGAAAGUCACAUCUGUGACAGAACUCCAGGAAAGUUAUGCCAAGGCCCUAAAUAAAGUGGAGGCUGAGAACCAGCAACUACAGAAGGAACUAGCAGAAACUCGAAACAAACUGGAAGCUUCCUCUCAGUUCUCCCAGGAGAAAUAUGAGAGCAUUUUGCAGCAUUUGCAGCAUCAAGUGACUGACAUCAAGAAUAUAGAGGCCAGGAGAGUGGAGGAGCUGCAACGCAAGCAUGAAGAAGAACUUAAAGCUCUUUGGGUUAGGUUUGACACAACGGUUCAACGCUAUAAAGAAGAAAUCCAGAAAGCAGAGUGUUCAUCAUCUAGAAUGGUUUCAGCUGAAUUAUCCCCUAAGGUCAGUAGGGGCACAUCAACUGAAGCCUUGUCCUAUGACCCUCACCUGGGACAUGAUUCAUUGCAUCUUGGAAACAAGAAACUUACUGCGGAUGUGUCAGAAAAGUGUGACAUAUGUUGUGAAAGGGAACAUCUGUCUUUGAGCCCUCUACCUACUGCAGACAUUGGUGUGAUUGCUACCAAGUUCCUAGAAGAAGAGGAAGGACGAUCUCAGCAUAUCGUGGAAUGCUUAGAUGCACAUAUUGAGGAGUUGAAAAGGGACAGUGAAAAGACAGUGCAACAGUACACACACCAGCAGUGACAUUGCUUCACGGGGUAUGAGCCAACUUAAUGUGAGACACAUCCAGCAGUGGAUAGAAGUGUCUGUGGUCCAUGCAUCUGUUAUUGGGCUGUUCAGCUGUGAGUUCUAUCUGAAGCAAAACUCCUUAUCUGAUCAUAGUAGCUGAACUAUUGCAAAAAACUUUCUAGCUGCCGUAUUGUAUCCUGUUGCCCUGCAGUACACAGUGACACAAAACCAAUAUAUGGCUCCCUGAAGGAGGGAGUUGUGUAGCAAAUUCUGUGGAAAGAACUUAACGUAAUUGUAUGUAUAUAUGUGAAGAAAUAUCGGGGUGUUUCUCAUUUUUUAUUAUAAAAAUAAAGGCUAUCACAAUGGC